CCGAAUCAAUCCGCACACGACUCUACUCGCUAUGCCGCCAUCGACGACGCCGCUGUACACGGGCCUUCCCCUGGACACGAUGAACCAAACCGCGGACCCCCGCGAAGACUUCAAGGAGUUCGCUUGGGGACAUUGGAUUGAGAAGAACCCGAUCCCGGACGAAUACCCUUCGUGGGGAACCUUCUUGCAGCUGCGUGACUCCGUGCUUGCCAACUUGCGCUCUUUGUGCGACGAAUUGGCGGACAAGAAGAGUUCACUGGAACCUGGAACGCCCAGUGCCCAAAUUGCGCAGUUUUGGGGCACCGCACUGGACGAAGAGGCUGUGGAAGCCAGCGGCACGGUCGCCCUCAACACCCUCUUUGCGCGGGUCGAUGCCGCCGACUCGGUGGACUCGUUCAUCGAAGCUGUCACGUACUUGCAAUCGAAAGGAGUGGGGAGUCUGUUUGAUUUGACGGUGGUGCCGGAUUUCAAACAGUCGGACAUCCUUCGUGUGUUGGUGUCGCAAGGCGGCCUUGGUCUGCCGGACCGCGACUACUACACCGAAGCGGACAAGGCGCCGUUGCUCCAAGCGUACCGCGAUCACAUCACACGAACGUGGAACCUCCUUCACGGCGAUGACAGCGGCGCGGCGGUCGCUGAGACGGUGGUGGCACUGGAAACCAAGCUCGCGCUCGUCUCACGCACGCGCACGGCCAUGCGCGAUCUCGCGUCAUUGUACAACAACCGCACGGAGGUGGAACUUCGUGCGUCGGCCUUUCCGUGGGUCGCGGCGUUUCGAGGCCUGGGCGCGUCGGUCCCCGAGUUUGUGAUCGAAGCGACGCCCGAGUUCUUUUCGCAUGUCGUGUCCGACUUGACGGCCGAGUCGCUGCCGCAGUACAAAACGUAUGCCAAGUGGCACGUACUGCACCAACUGCUGCCUUACUUUCCGUCCCAGUACGUGGACGCGAAUUUUGCGUUUUCGCAAAAGUUGUCGGGGACCAAGGAACUCGCGCCGCGAUGGAAGCGCGUGGUGGAGGUGCUCAACACGAGCUGCGGUGACUUGCUAGGAGCCGUCUACUGCGACCGGUACUUCACGUCAUCCGCCAAGGAGGCCAUGCUCGAGCUCGUCGGGUACCUCAAGCUCGCGCUGCGCGAGAAGAUUGACGCCCUCGACUGGAUGACACCUGCGACCAAGCUCAAGUCGAUUGAAAAGCUCGACAGUUUCCGCGCCAAAGUGGGGUACCCUGACCAGUGGAUCGACUUGUCGUCGAUCGAGUUGGCCGGCACGUACGCCGACAUGGUGCUGGAGCUCCACCGGUUCGGAUUUGCCGACUUGUUUGGGCGUGCGAACAAGCCGCCCGAGCCGUGGCGCUGGGAGAUGCCGCCGCAGGUCGUGAACGCGUACUACCACCCCAUGUACAACGAGAUUGUGUUUCCCGCGGCCAUUUUGCAGAGUCCCGCGUUCAACGUACGUUGUGGUUAGUAUGUAGUAGUUGAUGGGUGUGGGAUGACUAGUUGGACCGUGACGUGGCCAUGAACUUUGGCGCGAUCGGCGCCGUGAUCGGCCACGAGAUGACACACGGCUUUGACGAUCAAGGCCGACUGUUUGAUGCCCAAGGCAACAUGAUCGAGUGGUGGACACCGGAGGACGUAGAGGCGUUCAAUGCUCGUACCAAGGUCGUGGUGGACCAGUUCAACGGGUACGAGAUCCUGGGCAAGUCUGUUAAUGGCCAGAUGACGCUGGGUGAAAACAUCGCCGACAUUGGCGGGCUCAAGAUUGCGUUCCGCGCCAUGGAGCUGUACUUUGGUGACCACCCCAAGCCAGGUUUGAUCGACGGGUUUUCGCCCGAGCAGCGCUUCUUCCUCUCUUGGUCGCAGUUCUGGGCCAGCCACGCCCGCGACGAGCAGGCGCUCAAGCUCCUCAGUGUGGACGUGCACAGCCCCGGCCAGCUGCGAUCCGUCGCGCCCCUGAAGAACCUGCCAGAGUUUUACAAAGCAUUCAACGUGGGCGAAGGCCAUGGCAUGUACCUGCCAAAGGAGCAGCGGGCUGCCGUGUGGUAGGUAGGUAGAUACAAGUAGUGUCACGAUAUUAAUAGGAUCGAUCAUCCACAGAUUGCCUCAGAAAGUGUACAGUUUCAAGUAGUUACUACGUAGUAAUAAUAAUAGAGACAGAGUGUGGGGCUCUGUAUAGCGUGAA
Aphanomyces astaci is the source of this 2176-nucleotide messenger RNA. RefSeq lists its product as hypothetical. NCBI's taxonomy places the organism in Eukaryota, Oomycota, Saprolegniomycetes, Saprolegniales, Verrucalvaceae. Gene Ontology annotation, cellular component: plasma membrane. The record is from RefSeq and is a predicted model, not a curated record. The transcript is spliced from 2 exons. Bases 32 to 1462 code for a protein of 476 amino acids. Gene Ontology annotation, molecular function: metalloendopeptidase activity. Gene Ontology annotation, biological process: protein processing.